GCAUUUAACGUCGCUCUACCUAAUCACAUUCAAACGUAACCACAUCCCCAACUACCCAUCCAUAAAAAAAGUUAAUGCCCUUUCCCUCUAUAAAAUCCACCCUCGACCCACUUCACCAAUCACUCCACACUCCUCCACUACUAGUCUCCAUUUCCAACUUCUCCGCUCACCUUCCAAUCAACUAACCCCAAAUGGCGAGCUCUACUGCUUCCUCUGCCUUGGUGGCGGUGAUGCUGGCCUUGGCCGUGACUUUGACGAUGAGUAGAGGUGCGACGGCGGCAGUGAGCUGUGGGCAGGUGAUCAACGCGCUGUACCCUUGCCUGACCUACGUCCAGUACGGUGGGAACAUCCCGGGGAGCUGCUGCAACGGGAUCGUGGCCCUUAGAAAUGCGGCCACCACCACCCCAGACCGCCAGGCGAUUUGCAGCUGCCUCGUCUCUAAUCUCCGUGGGAUCAACAUCAGCCCUUACAGCCUCCGCCUUGCCACCUCGCUCCCUGCCAGCUGUGGCGUCAACCUGCCCUUCAAGAUCGACCCUUCCAUUGACUGCUCCCGGGUCAGGUAGACGUAUGGAAGAUAAUGGCGGGGGAGAGAGACAGAGAGUAGCAGCAGCCAGCAGCAGGGUGUUAUAGUUAUGUGUUUUCUGUUGAUGAAAUAACAGAGAGAGAGAGAGAGAGAGAGAGAGAGACUUUGGUUGCCAGAAGUUGUCUACUGUCAGUCUUGUGUUUUUAGUCUUUUUGUGUUGCUCUUUCUUACGUACUAUGGUAUGUAGCGUUGUCUAAGAUUGUAAUGGUGUUGCUCUGUUUCCUGCUGUAACUGUCUUACCCAGUUUAGUUAAUCUAUGGAAGUUUGCCUCCAAGCUAUAUACGACCGUACGAGUUACUAAUGCUAGCUAGAAUCGUAUCAGCUUAAUCUCCAUGUUAAUGGCCGUGUGAUCUUACGAAAUAUUGUGUAUCACUGCCAGCUAAGCAACCCCUACGAACAAAUAAAAAGCCUAAAAGUAA
Linum trigynum is the source of this 1002-nucleotide messenger RNA. The record is from the annotation of a GenBank genome assembly. NCBI's taxonomy places the organism in Eukaryota, Viridiplantae, Streptophyta, Magnoliopsida, Malpighiales, Linaceae.